Molecule: messenger RNA, 618 nt
Organism: Penicillium paradoxum
Lineage: Eukaryota; Fungi; Ascomycota; Eurotiomycetes; Eurotiales; Aspergillaceae
Product: GNAT family N-acetyltransferase
Exons: 1
Coding region: 1-618 (205 amino acids)
Source: RefSeq, a predicted model, not a curated record
AUGAGCGAAUAUGACUUAUUCAAGACCGGACCUCUGCGAUUCCGCAACUACAACCCGUCAGAACAUGACGAGUUCUUCCAUACUCUUUAUCAUAGUGAUCCCGAUAUCUCCACCUCCUUACGCCCAUCGAUUCCACGACCAGAAGACCGCGAAUUCACCUCAGCCCUCAGCAAAGAGCUCCUCGAAAAUGCCCUUUUAUUCGCCGUGAUCUAUGAUCCUGAUUCAUACGGCAUGGACUAUCCGCUGGGUACGGUGUUCUUCAGCUCUUCAAGCCCAGACAUGGCCCAUCACCGGUGCUCCGAGUUGAAGAUCACUUUUCCAGUCGAGCAUCGAGCCAUCUACGAGCCCCAGACAAUCGACUGGGCUCUUGCAUGGGCAUUCCAGGGCGCUGAUCUGUAUCGCGUGGAGGCGAAUCUUUCGGAUUCUCACGAAAGUCGAAUCCUCCUGUAUGAGACCAUGGGGUUCACCAAAGAGGGAACCAGGAGGGAGUGUUUCGUCGGCUUCCGCGGACGGUACAGCGAAGCGCGUAUGAGCAUUCUGCAGAACGAAUGGACGAGUGAGACGAGUAGUCCGUCCCCCCGAGAGCAAGCUGCCACGUCGAAUCGCAUUAGCUAUUGA